This is a messenger RNA of Myripristis murdjan (pinecone soldierfish), 4182 nucleotides long. It is a transcript of the gene dmtf1, whose product is annotated as cyclin D binding myb-like transcription factor 1. The transcript has 17 exons. Bases 97 to 2073 code for a protein of 658 amino acids. The record is from RefSeq and is a predicted model, not a curated record. Gene Ontology annotation, biological process: regulation of transcription by RNA polymerase II. Lineage: Eukaryota; Metazoa; Chordata; Actinopteri; Holocentriformes; Holocentridae. Gene Ontology annotation, cellular component: nucleus. Gene Ontology annotation, molecular function: DNA-binding transcription factor activity, RNA polymerase II-specific; RNA polymerase II cis-regulatory region sequence-specific DNA binding.
GCAACCCGUGGCCUCCGCACGGCCCAGCUUCCAUCCUGGUAUUUGCCUUCAUCCUGGUAACUCCGAAGUCCCCGGACCAAAAACAGGAAGUGCAUCAUGAGCACAGGCGCCGAGGAGGAGGAGGCUGUGACGCUAGAGACCGUCAACUCAGUCACACUCACUCAGGACAGUGACGGCAGCAUCAUACUACACUGCCCUCCUAAUGAUGAGGACUCAGAACCUCUCCAGAAGAAGCUGCGUCUCACUACAGAAGGACAAGAAGACCCAGAUGCACCGCCACAGUUCUCAGUGGUUACCUUACCAAUGUCGGAGAGCGAGGAGAGCUUCGAGGUGACGAUGACCGCCACGGCAGACAGCGAGCUCUCCGAGGAGGGAGUCGCCCAGAUUCAGAUCUUACAGGAGGAUGAGGACUCUCUGUCUUCACAUCAGAAGACAGAGGAGGUUUCUCCUGUCAGCCAGGCCUGGUUCACCACCAAAGAAGACAAGGACACACUGGCUAACAAAGGUCAUAAGUGGAAGCAGGGCAUGUGGUCCAAGGAGGAGAUAGACAUUCUCAUGAACAACAUUGAGCGCUAUGUGAAGGGCCGCGGCAUGGAGGACCCAGCAGAGAUCAUAUUCGAGAUGUCCAAAGAGGAGAGGAAGGAUUUCUACCGCAGCGUCGCCUGGGGUCUAAACAGGCCGCUGUUUGCCGUGUACAGACGGGUGCUGCGCAUGUACGACAACCGCAACCACGUGGGGAAGUACACUCCUGAAGAGAUUGAGAAACUAAAAGCGCUGAGGCAGAAGCACGGGAACGACUGGGCAACGAUAGGAGCAGCUCUGGGCCGCAGCGCCUCCUCUGUCAAGGACCGCUGCCGACUCAUGAAGGACACAUGCAACACAGGUAAAUGGAGCGAAGAAGAGGAGAGACGCCUCGCCGAGGUGGUGUACGAGAUGGCGGGCGUGUCGCCGGGCGUGGCCGUCACCGGGGGCGUCUCGUGGGCGUCGGUUGCCGACCAGGUCCGCACGCGCUCAGAGAAACAGUGUCGCUCCAAAUGGCUCAACUACCUGAACUGGAAACACAGCGGAGGAACAGAGUGGACGAAGGAAGACGACCUGAACCUAAUCCGCAGGAUAUCAGAGCUGGAGGUGGAGGAUGAGAAUGACAUAAAGUGGGAGGAGCUUGCAGGUGGGUGGAGCAGCGUUCGAUCCCCCCAGUGGCUGCGAUCCAAGUGGUGGAGCAUCAAGAGACAAGUAGCCAAUCACAAGGAGAUCCCCUUCAGCGUCUUGCUGAAAGGUCUCCAGGAGCUGAUGGAGUCCUCUCAGACAGCAGCGGGAUCAGGAAGUCCCUCCUCGUCCUCUCUCCAGAUCAGGGUCACGCGCCUGGAGGAGAGUGGCAGUAGCCCCGCCCCCAGCUCGGUUGCGGCGCUGCAGAUUCCUGUCCAGAUCCCACUGCAGAUCACACAUCUGGCCUCAGACUCCUCUGCUGCAGCCAGUGAAAGUGAGACCAUCACACUGAACACAGGAGCCCUGCAGACUUUCGAGAUCUUACCUUCCUUCCACCUGCAGCCCACCGGCACCCCUGGGACCUACUACCUCCAGACCACAUCCAAUCAGGGCCUGCCGCUCAGCCUCUCCACCAGUCAGGGCCUUCCCCUCAGCUUGGCCAAUAACAGCACGGUUACCUUGACGACAAGCUCCUCGCCCUCCUCUCCUGAACACAUCAUCCUGCACAGCCUGUCGACGGACGGCCUCUGCUCCAGCGACGGCGUCAUCAUCCAAACCGUCACCUCUGACCCCGCCUCCUCGGAUCCUCUCAGCCAAUCGCAGCUCGUUGUGGAGACGCAGGGGCCGGACCAGGAAGACAGGCUAGACGCCACGAGUCUCCUGGUUGGUUCGGAGAACGUUGCCACGGAAACACAGGAACCAAUGGCAGAUGGCUUCACUGAUAAGUCUCUGAGCUCCCCCUCAGUGGAGGCACCGGUGGUGGAUGCUGAGAUAGCGACUGGCAGUGCUGUGCUGAUCGUCUCUCCUCCCAACAUCAGCAGCACACUAACAGAUCCGAUCCUGGAGAACCAGGACGGCUCAGACUGAACUGGACCCUCAUUUGUCAACCUGAUCUCACACACACACACAUACACACCCAAAAGCAGCUACAGCAACUCUUGUCAUCCCGUCUGACUUUUCCGUGUGGAGAUCCUGUGGGAGCCGAGGCCUCCCUCCCUCCCGUCAGCACGGCUCCUCCAGGCUCUCCUUCCAGACCCUGAUAAACACUUUUUCUGAACUUUACAAAAACCCGGAACUCUGGACCCUGGUCCCAGAUGAACCAGAGUUCUUUGGCUAGUUUGGAAUCGUCCUGAAGGUUAUGUGUUGUGUUGCCUGCUUUCUACUAAGCCCCUGGAUGAAAUGUGAAGGACUCUCGGCACGAGCACGGCCGACGCUAAUUUAUUAGACGUAGCUUGGCUAACACCGCACCUUCCUCCCACUCCUGCAGCCUGAGAGACUCUGGAGGCUGUGAUGGAGCCGCACCAUGCUGAGGCACAUAUACUGGUGUCAUGCCUCAAAAGCCCAUAUUAGUCACAUUGGUCCAACACACUUCCUAUAAGCUCACUGUCCUAUCUGCAUUCUUUUUCUUGCUCCUUGCUCCUUGAUGAUGAUGUUGCACAUAUGAAUUACAGGCAAAUCAAGAAUCCUUUGCCGCCUCUCGCGUUACAUUGCGUUGAUGAGACCUAAGUUGCCAGCAGCACUACCUGUGUCUUAGUGUGGGAACAGAACCCAGAAAGUUGAACAAAGUAACCGGGCAGCUCAGCGUUGACCUGGGAAGCUUCCAGAGGCUUUGGUGCACUUCAUGGAAUAAAUCUGCUCCUCCAGGGAAAUGAGGAAGUGAGGAAAUGUGUGCAAAGUUCAGCCGCAGCAACAAGCUUGUUGACAUCCUCAUAGGGGAAAAAAACAUUGCUAUUAAUUUUACUAAUAUUGCAAUGUGAUUGGUAGUUAAUUUUCACAGAAAAAAAUGACUUUGAAAUGAUUUUUGCCCACGUCUGCACUAAACAAUCCAUGCAUUUUGACAUGUGUAAAAUACUAUUUGUAGAGCAGGGUAUUUCUAUUGCACCAUAACACUUGAUUUACUACGCCUUGUUCCAUUUUACCUUCAUUAAAAAACUGCUGCUCCUGCACUUUGGAUAUUGGAUUUGGCCAUAUUGCGAUUUCAAUGAAUUGUCCAGCUGUGCUCAUGAACAGACUUGAAGUGACUUGACGGUGUUGCCGGCAGUGUGAAGGCUCAGUGGCACGUCAGAGGCUGCAUGUCGCUGCUCUGCUGCGUCGUGUCAUUACCUCACCCUGUGUGUCCGCACGCGACACUCGGCAACACAAACUGUAACUCAAGCUGAUUCCUUGUUGCCAAUGAUGUUUCAUCUUCCUGUUCCAUGUUUGUCUUUUGUGGUGAGGAGAAGUGACAGCUAAAGGGGUUUGGUUUGCACAUAAAACACACAAUGACGUAUCAAAAUUACUGUGAUUUCUAAGAUGUUUAAAAAAAAAAAAAAAAAAGAGCCACUCUGGAUUCCACUGGUCCUGAAGUUAGCAUCUUAAGCCCCACACCAAACUCCACUACCUUGUUCAUGUGAGAUAAACUGAAUUUUUGAAGCUGCUCUUGAGAACAUGAACUUUUUUAUUUUUAUACUACCUGGUCUAUUAUCAUUGUUCAUUCAGCGCAGCUCGCCUAGCCAUGGUGCUGUCCCCCACACCUUCCUGCUGCUACACACUGUUCCAGUUAGUCCAGGCACCUUUUUCUUUAAUGCUCCUGAAAGGCCUCAGAGAUCCUUUUAGCCCUUUGAAGCCUGAGCAAAUUCACAAAAAAAGCCAAAAAGCAAAUGAGCAAAAAUGACCGGAAAAUUACCAAGAAAUUAUAAGAAAUACAAUAAAAUGACCAACUGGAAAAUAAGUAUAGUAAAAAAUAAAAUAAGCAGAAAAAAAAACUAAAGAAAACUAUUUGUAAUUAUUGCGAAUAUACAGCAUAUUUACAAUUAAAUUACAAGCAAAUUAUUACAUAAUCACCCCAAAAACAAAAUAAAGCCUGCCCACAGACUCCUGGGUUUUAAGGGUUAAUAUAGUCCCACAAACCUGUUGAUUUAUUUUUAUGUAAAAAAAAAAAAAAAUGUUAUGAUUCCGUCCCUCACUUUAAAAAUGAUGGCUGCACUUUUGACAGUU